Messenger RNA from Huiozyma naganishii CBS 8797, 399 nucleotides. RefSeq names its product histone H2A (gene HTA1). The coding region runs from base 1 to 399 and encodes 132 amino acids. Gene Ontology annotation, molecular function: structural constituent of chromatin; DNA binding; protein heterodimerization activity. The record is from RefSeq and is a predicted model, not a curated record. The transcript has a single exon. Gene Ontology annotation, cellular component: nucleosome. Lineage: Eukaryota; Fungi; Ascomycota; Saccharomycetes; Saccharomycetales; Saccharomycetaceae.
AUGUCCGGUGGUAAAGGUGGUAAAGCUGGUUCAGCUGCUAAAGCUUCUCAAUCUAGAUCUGCUAAGGCUGGUUUGACUUUCCCAGUCGGUAGAGUUCACAGGCUUUUGAGAAGAGGUAACUACGCUCAAAGAGUUGGUUCCGGUGCUCCAGUCUACUUGACUGCCGUCCUAGAAUAUUUGGCUGCUGAAAUUCUGGAAUUGGCUGGUAACGCCGCCAGAGACAACAAGAAGACCAGAAUCAUCCCAAGACAUUUGCAAUUGGCCAUUAGAAAUGAUGACGAAUUGAACAAGUUGCUAGGUAACGUCACCAUCGCCCAAGGUGGUGUCUUGCCAAACAUUCACCAGAACUUGUUGCCAAAGAAGUCUGCCAAACCUGCUAAGGCUUCCCAGGAAUUAUGA